Molecule: messenger RNA, 2489 nt
Organism: Saccostrea echinata
Lineage: Eukaryota; Metazoa; Mollusca; Bivalvia; Ostreida; Ostreidae
Product: glutamate receptor ionotropic, kainate 2-like
Exons: 13
Coding region: 185-2440 (751 amino acids)
Cellular component (GO): membrane
Molecular function (GO): glutamate-gated receptor activity
Source: RefSeq, a predicted model, not a curated record
UCCGAAAAUACCGGACACUUCCGUCCCAGCUGGUGCACAUCAACAAAUUUUACCCUAAAUGAGGGUGAUUUAAUCGAAAUAUUUACAAAUCGGGGGCACAUAAAAAUCAAAUGGAAAUAUGAAAAGGAAGAGGAAAGUGUAACAAAUUUAUUGACGUGUUCUUUAUCAGGCUGGGUUAGAAUGGAUGGAUUCUGAAAUUGAGUUAAACAACACAGAGUAUGAUUCGUACAUCAUACAGGGAAAGGACAUUUUUAUAUUUACUCAGAAAGUUGGCGAGUUGUCAGCACAGUGUUUUCUUGGACUCAUAGCUUUCACUUCCCUUGAGACUGGAUUGGCUUUGCGAUGGCAAGCAAGCUCUUUGAACAUACCUCUGAGCAUAAUCACAAAGGAGCAAUUAUUUCUAUCUUCCUUAAUUGUACCAUUUGACUGCCGGCUUCGAAAUGAAGCAAUUGUUGCUAUAGUGAUGAAACAAGAAUGGAAAAAUUUCCUUUUAUUACAUGAAGAUGUUUAUGAUGACGACUGCGUACAAGAUCUUUUACGAAGGCUUAGUUUGUUAAAUAUUUCUUCCGAAUAUAUCUGCAUAGCAAAAGAAGACAGCAGUAGAGUUCUUCUGACAAUGAUUAAAAACCAGGACAUUUUUGAAAAUGUUUGUCUUGUUACUCACUCGGAACAAACAGUGGAUCUGAUAGUCGAAGUACGACGAUUGGCAAUUUCUUUAGAUAUGUUUAACACGAGAUAUCAAUGGAUCCUGAACUUGGACCCAGGAUUUUUGCAAAACAAUACGAUAUUCAGAUCGUUGCAUCAAGGAUUUGUUUUAACGCUUAACGUGGGUCUUCAGCAUGAAAAAUAUAGAGCCUUGAUUACUACGAUAUCCAAGGCGUACAGGGAAGAAAUGGAAGAUUCUCGAGCUGAAAAUUUGACACAAUCAUGUUUUGCAAGAGCCGUGACACCUUUUGAAGUAUAUAAUCAAUUGAUAUCGAAUAUUAAGAUAACGAUACAUAGCUCAAGCAAGGAAAUGUUGAAGUUCGAAGAAGUGGCUCAGUUUACUUUGGGCAAUGGUCUAAUAACUCGUAAUGGUGAACUUUACGAAAACAGUUUCAGGGACUUUGGAAACAGAGUGCUAAAAGUAGCAUCUGUCACGAAUGCUCCAUAUGUGAUGAAAGGCACAAAUAACAAUGGAAGUUCCUAUUAUUACGGCUUUUGUUACGACAUACUGAGCGACUUUGCAGAGACAUUCAAUUUCCGAUACCAGUCUGUCGAUGCCAUUGACGGUUUAUUCGGAAAUCCCACGGAAGAUGGCCUAAACGCUACUGGCAUGGUGGGGAUGGUUAUGAGAGGGGAAGUAGAUAUUGGAGUAGCACCAUUUGCCGUAACAGCUACCCGUGAUAGGGUCAUAGACUAUGUGUUACCUUUUCAAGAAGAUGGUGUUGGAAUACUAAUGAAGAGAGUAGAAAACAAAGCAGACAAAUUUUUCAGGGUUUUUCUCCCUCUGGAUUACACGUCUUGGUUGGGCAUUAUUUUGGCCACGGUGAUGACUUCAUGCAUUCUGUAUUACAUUGCGAAGCUAAGUCCACAAUCAAGCCCAGGUGAUUUACCAUUGAGUCGUAAUGUGUGGCUUAUUGUUGGAACAGUUUAUGGACAAGAUGAUGGAACACGUCCGAGUUUUGAAUCUGGACGGAUCAUUCUUGGAUUUUGGUGGGUAUUUACCAUACUCAUAACAGCAUCGUACACUGCUAAUUUGGCGGCAUUUUUUACCAUUUCUUUGGCGAAACCACCCGUAAAGAACCUUGAGGAGCUGGCUUCACAAACAAUUUAUAAACCACUUAUAGUUCAGGAGACAAACCACCAUGCCAUGUUCAAGGAAGCUACAGAAGGUUUGUACAAGAGUAUAUGGAACAUGAUGUCAGACAUGCCAAAAAUUAAAACAGUGGAAGAAGGAUACGAGCUGGUGAAAACCGGACAAUACGCUCUGCUUUGGGAUCACUCCCAGUUCCAGUACUUUAUUCAUAACGACUGCGGUUCGCUAGAGAUAGCCCAGGAAUCCUUCAACAAAAUUAGUUUAUCUUUUAUCAUUCCAGAAAACGCACCCUUUAAAAAGGUUUUUGAUGAUCAUAUGUUAAGGAUGCUAGAAGGAGGAAUUAUUGCAAAAUUUAGAGCCAAAUGGUGGAGGAAGGACAAAUGCAUCAGUAUCACCAAAAAGGCUACCACACUAAAGAUGGACAGUUUGUCCGGAAUAUUCGUUCUCUACGCAGCCAUUUUAGGUUUGGUUGCCAUUACUUUUACGUGUGAAGUAAUACGAGUUUACAGGAAGUGGAAACAAGGAACAAAGGUCGAUAAUGAUAUGGAAUUGAGUAAAAAUGCUGUUUUGUCCAGUAACAAACACGAUAAUGCUUCAAUGAAUAUUACGGAAUCGGAUAUGUUAGCAACAAAAAAUAAAUGAGAGACUGUAUUUCUUUUUCUUGAAGGAUUGGAUUUGUUUUGUGAAAAUA